GUCGUAAUUUCUCACGGAUGAAUGUCAUCGACUUGAACACCUAGUACUCAAGAGCUCUACAGAAGGCUUCCAUCAUCACCACUACCUUCGUCACUGCUUUAUUAUGGACCUAAAUGACUGGCUAUUUGUUGAGGGCUAGAUUAUUUAUGCAUUCGCUACAGUGCAGAAAAGAAGUUGGAUGGGACGAUACUCUAUCGGAUGAUGAAUUACGAGAGUGGACUAAUAUUUGCAAGCAAGUGAAUGGUGUUCCUGAAAUUCCAGUGAAGAGAUUUGUUGGUCGUAGAAAUGAUCCUUUCCAACUGAUUGCUUUUUGUGAUUCUAGCAAGCAUAUAUAUGGAGUUGUGCUCUUUAUCAAGAACUUGAGAACAAAGGAGGACCUGAUACCAUUCAGGAUAUCUUGGAAGAUGACCAUUUGGAUGUAACAAUCCCAAAUCCUUUAACCAACGUGCUUGAAGUUUCAGAGGGCCAGUGUGAGAUAAGGAGUGUGACAAAGCCAGAGAUGGG
Molecule: messenger RNA, 504 nt
Organism: Macrobrachium nipponense
Lineage: Eukaryota; Metazoa; Arthropoda; Malacostraca; Decapoda; Palaemonidae
Exons: 3
Coding region: 114-422 (102 amino acids)
Source: RefSeq, a predicted model, not a curated record